Astyanax mexicanus (Mexican tetra) is the source of this 5728-nucleotide messenger RNA. It is a transcript of the gene nek7, whose product is annotated as NIMA-related kinase 7. Gene Ontology annotation, biological process: protein phosphorylation. The transcript is spliced from 10 exons. Gene Ontology annotation, molecular function: protein kinase activity; ATP binding. The record is from RefSeq and is a predicted model, not a curated record. NCBI's taxonomy places the organism in Eukaryota, Metazoa, Chordata, Actinopteri, Characiformes, Acestrorhamphidae. Bases 377 to 1300 code for a protein of 307 amino acids.
GAGACAGUCGGGUGUCAGAGUCUCCAGCUCCGGCUGCUCUCGCCGCUGCUGUUGGCGGAGUCUGUGCGGGAGCCCGCCCCCUUUCCAUCGGGCAUGCUGGGAUGUGUGUUUUACACCUCAGGAAUGGCGAGCUAGAGGAUCGCUCUGGGGACACGCACAUCUUCACUAGUCCGCAGUCUUGGACUACCCUCGGGAACCCUGCGAGCUGCAGCAGCUGCGCGCGCUGAGGCGGGAGAAGUGAGCAGAAGCUCAACCCGGGACUGAGCUGAGCUGAGCUGAGCGGCGCGGAGCCGUCGACUGUGCGGAGUUCAGAGCGCGGAGUGUGGGGAGCUAAGCUGGCACUUCCUGGGGUGUAAGGGACUGAGCUCCUGUCAGUAUGGAUGCACAACCACAAGGCCAGCAGCCAUCAAUUACAGUGCGUCAACCACAGAAGCAGCUGCAGUCUGAACCCCCUACGAUCAAUGUAGACAUGGGCUACAACACCUUAUCCAAUUUUCAGAUUGAGAAGAAGAUCGGGAGGGGCCAGUUUAGCGAGGUCUAUCGAGCCAGAUACUUGAUAAACAACACGGCAGUAGCUUUGAAAAAAAUACAGAUAUUCGAUUUGAUGGAUGCCAAAGCUCGGCAAGAUUGCAUCAAAGAGAUAGAUCUCCUGAAGCAAUUGAACCACCCCAACGUAAUUAAAUAUCACGCGUCCUUCAUCGAAGAGAACGAGUUAAACAUAGUACUGGAACUUGCGGACGCUGGGGACCUCUCACGUAUGAUAAAGCAUUUCAAGAAACAGAGGAGGCUGAUCCCUGAAAAGACUGUGUGGAAGUACUUUGUUCAGCUGUGUAGUGCGCUGGAGCACAUGCACUCCCGACGCGUCAUGCACAGAGACAUAAAACCAGCCAACGUGUUCAUCACAGCCACUGGAGUGGUGAAACUGGGUGACCUGGGAUUGGGACGCUUCUUCAGCUCCAAAACCACUGCAGCGCAUUCUCUAGGCACCCCUUAUUACAUGUCUCCCGAGAGGAUACACGAAAACGGAUAUAACUUCAAAUCUGACAUCUGGUCGCUAGGCUGUCUGCUCUACGAGAUGGCUGCUCUCCAGAGCCCGUUUUAUGGGGACAAGAUGAACCUGUACUCCCUGUGUAAAAAGAUUGAGCAGUGUGACUACCCUCCCCUUCCGUCUGAUCACUACUCAGAAGAGCUGAGAAAGCUGGUAGAUAUGUGCAUCAACCCGGACCCGGAGAGGCGGCCCGACAUCGCCUACGUGUACAACAUCGCCAAGCACAUGCACGCUCUGACGCUCGCGAACUGACUCCAUCACCCUGCCUCUCCAUCUGCUGCUUGCUCCUCCGCUGGACGGCCCACUACGGGAUGACGUCCUGCCAGCAUCUUUGUUUUUUUGCCUUUGUCAUGCUGUUGUCAUGUAAACUACUCCAUAUCUCCAUCGUAUAAUAAUAAUAAUAAUACCACCAAACACAGGGUGGGAUUGCCUUAAAACAUCAACAUACUGUUUUUUUCCGUUUUUACAGAGCCACAAAAUACCAAAGAUAUCACUGGUCACUAAACUCGGUAGCAGUUCUAUGCAACUUUAGUAGAAACUAGAAACUCAAAGUAUGGCUAUGUUUACACAGCAGUAAAAGUGGCUCAAAUUUGAUUCUUCUUCACCAAAUCCAUUAAUUUUACCCCUAUCUAACAUCUCAUCUCUCUGAACAGUCUGAGUGCUGAGUAUUGCUUCACAUAAAGUUUCGGUUUCAUCCAUCCCAGCCUCAAAGAAGCUAUGAAGGUAUUAAAACUGACAGCAGUGUUUAUUGUCAAGAAUCCCUUCAAGUUUAAGAAAGAAUGCCUUAUUUAGCCGCCGGUUUCUUUUUUUGAUUUGUGUCCUUCAUUUCUUUAAACAUAAUUUCUUUAAGCGUUUAAAUGAGUUUAGCGCUAAAAAUCACCCGUUUCAGUAGAAACACUGAGUGCCUUCUCAUAUCAUUGGAACAGAGACAUUACCCCCAAUAGUUAUGAGGUUUAUUACCUCAUUAUCCCUCUAAUGAAACCCUUAUUCAUUGCUGUUGUCCAUUUUCGCUUUUAUUCCUUUAUUAUUUAUGUCUAUUUUAAUGUCUCUUUUACGCUCUUUUUUCUUCUGCUUGUAAAAGUAAAAACGUAAUGGUUUAAGCAUAAAUACCAAUCUGUCUGUUCAGACUGAGUCACAAUUCUGUGAUCAGAUACGUUAUAUUUCAGUACCACAUACCGAAGUGGUCUAAAUGAGAAUUGAAAAUGUAAUUUGUGUGUUUUUUUGCGGAUCACACUGUCUCACAUAUGCCGAAAAAGAUCAGAUUUGGGCCUCUUUUACCUGCUGUGUUGAACAUAGCCUGUGUGUGUGUUAUAUGCACUCAUACAGAUACAAUUUACCACCUAAAAGUGAAGAGUUGCAAAAGACAGAGCGCAUAUGCAAAAGUGCACAAAAGAAAUCCAGAAAAAAAAAAAAAAAAAAAAAGUGCCUAAACACAGAAGAAACCCACAGCCUUAAAGCCACAGCUAAAGUCUUGCUGUUGCGCAGUUUUGGUUAUUGGUACAGAUGAUGCAACACCCUGAUCACUGAAUGUAAAUUCCUCUCUGUUCGAGAGGAAGCUACCCCACCCCCCCAUUUUUCUUUUCUUAUUUAGAUAUGCUUUGCAUGGUCCCAUGACACUUCUUGCAAAACCAUCUCACAACAAAUUUUUUUUUAUAAAAAAGGCAGAAAAGCUCCCUUGGUCUCUAUAAAAGUCAAGUGAAAUUCCCCUAAAAAGCUUCCCCAUUUGAACAGCUAGAGGCUUCUAGUUCUAUUAAAAGAGAAUGAAGUCAUCGUGGUAUUUGUUGCAGGAUGCACGGGCUUCAGAGUUAAUACCGUGCCUUACGAGUGCGAGCGCUUACCCCGCUUACACCGCUGCGUUUCUGCUGCGCUCCUGAAGAAGAAAGAAACAGCUGUAAUUUUGAAUUUUACACGAUAUUUCCAGAGAUCUGUGCUGUGGUUGUUUCUCACACUGAAGUUCAGUAGUUCUUAAAUCCCAUUAAUCUCAUUAGGGCUUGACAAUAAUUCAAUAUCAGUAUAAAUCACAAUAUGGAAUUUUUUAAUAACAAUCAUAUAAAGGAUUAUUAUUUUUUUCCCGUUUCUGGCGCUGACUGGUGUUCAUUACAGGAUGCAUCACAUGAAUUGGCAUAUUCUUAUGUCAGAAGUUAUAGAUUGUAGGUACAAACAUCCAUUAUUGGGUGUUUUUCUGUAGUUUUUCUUUUGUUCGUAUCAAUAUAUAUAAGAAUUAUGGAGAAUUAUAUUGUUGUAAGAAAUUAAGAAAUAUAUUUUAUGAUUCACAGUUUUGGCCAUAUCAUCCGAUUAUUUUGUCUGAAUACAAUCUACUUUCUAUUAUCACUUUUACAAUAGUAUAAACAGUAUAAACAGUUUGAACAUGUACAUUCUUCACAACAUAACUAAACAUUUUCAUUAAAAUGCUUCUAAUAUGACAUUUUAUUUUUUUACACUCUUCAAUCUCUAUUACAAACAUUAAGUUUGUUUUAUGGAACCAAUUUGAAUCUCCUUUAUUGUAAAGCAUGUACAAAAACAUCCAAUGCAGGUGUUUUAAUGUAGCUUUCCUUUUGUUCAUAUCAAUAUAAUAAUUAUAUUGUGUUCAAAGAAAUUAAGAAAUAUAUCGGUUAUCACUUUUCCAACAGUAUUAACAGUUUGAAUAAUUAAACUGAAUAAAUAACAAACGCUUCAGAUUUUCAGGUUUGUUAUUUUAAGCCAUAAAAUAAUCAAUCAACCUAAUAAAAAAAAAUGAACAUGUGUGAAAUGUGAAGGUUAUUUAUACUUUCACAUCUCUUAACAUAAACAUAACUAAUGCUUUAUGGAACCAAAAGCAUUUUUUCUUAUAUGGCAUCCUUCAAGAAACAAGUUGAAGCCUUUUUUGUUUUUUUAAGCGUGUACAAAAAAAGUACAAAACAGUUAAAUAUUUAUAGUAGAUUAUAUUAUAUUAUAUAGUAUGUUAUAUACAGACAUUGAAUACAUGUAGACUGUAGUAUAUGAUGAACAGCUUGACAAUCUUUAAAAGUGAAUUAAGGAUCUCUGAUGUAAUGAAGUCUUUUUUUCUUUUUUCUUUUUUAUUAUCUCCACUGUUGAAGCCUUUCUUGCCAGCGUGGGCCUUAACCAACUGUGGCCCUGUGUUUUAUUAUGCGAUGUGGAGAACAUGGAUGGAAUUGUAGAACUCCGAUAUUAAGACAUAUUGAAAAAUGUAACAAAAAAUAAAUAAAAUGAGGGGAAAAAAUGGAAUUUGGGGGAGAAAUGAAACAUAUUUCCUCGGGCCCUUCCAAAGAAACCAAAGAAAGUGUAGAUUAAAGUAGAUAAAGUGCCUUCCUUUUUUUUAUUGUGUCACAUAAACCAAAACCAUAAACAACAGUGUUCAGUCUGUGUUUGCCCAGCGCAUAUAAACUACAUGAGAUGUGUUUUAUCUUUUUUUUUUUUGAAAGCUUGUUUACAAGCACUAUUGUUCUUGAAAGCGAAGUUCUGCUCUGUCUCUUUUUGGUACAUUUACAAAUCUGUACAAAUCUUUGUGAGAGAAUUCUUCAUGCUAUGCUUCACGCUUGCAGUAAGUUUCCUCUUGGAGAGCUUAUACUGUAGAAUUUCAUUCACGCUUUGACUCGUUGCGAUUUCAUCAUCUGGUCUUGUUAAAUAAAAAGAAGUGCUUGAUGAAGUGGUUUGUGAUGCGUCACGGACGUGUUUAUAAAGAUUACGUGAGCGUCUGAGGUCGCGCUUUACAUUUGCGACGGCUAUAAUAGUGUACCGCCCUCCUCGUAUAGUGAAAUGAUUGAUUUGCUGUGGUAGUAUUUGUGUUAAAUGAAAAAUCUGUUGUUAACAGAUCAGAGUAGAUCAGAGCAUUUUAAGUGUUUACUUUUUAUUGUUAUAUUUAGCUUUAAUCAGUUUAUAACUGUUUAUUAUUGUUUUUUCUUUCUUUUCAGAUGUUUGUAUUGUUAAGGCAGUGGCCGGGUUGACUGUUGUUGCCUUCUAUAAACGUAUUUAUCAUGAUAUUAAACUCUGAGGCGGAGGGUCGGGUCGAGGAACAGUCACACAGGGUGUGAGUGUGUGUGUUUGAGUGUGUUGAAUGGCCGAGGCGUAUGAGGUAGUGCUCGUUAAAGAGGUCGGACAGUGUGCGUUCUUUUCUUUUCCCCCUUUUUUUUUUUCCUCUGUUUUUCUGUUUUUGUUUUUUAGGUUCCAGUGCCUCUCCGGUGAGAUUCAUGGUGAUGUGUUUACAAACGAAGCCUCUGCGAAACUUGACAGCGAGUGUGUUGUGGACUGAUCUGCUGUUGGCUAUCCUCAGUGUCACAUUCGUAGCCGGGUCACGUUCACCAGUGCAAUGUUGUGGAACGUUGAGUGCAGAGGUACCGUUCAUACAAGUUGGACAUAGCAUACACCCUUAUUCUAGUUGACAAAUCCUGCUUUAUAAACCAUCCAAACAUACAGCUGAACGUUUCACAGCGCGCCGCCCUGCUGAACCUGCACACCCCACUCAUUACUCUCUUUACUUACACCCACGUCCAUUGGGGGUGGGGAGGGGGGCAGGGGGAGGAAAGAAACACCUGUUAUUUAUUUAUCUUUUGUUUUUGUUUUUUUGUUUUUAAUUUUGUUUUCAAUGGAUCAGUCGAACAUUUACAUGUCUAACAUUCAUUCAAGAUGCACAUUAAUACUUUCUACGCUAACUGAAAAUGAAAUAAAAUUUUAAUUACUGUC